Cherax quadricarinatus is the source of this 1651-nucleotide messenger RNA. RefSeq names its product adhesive plaque matrix protein-like. The record is from RefSeq and is a predicted model, not a curated record. NCBI's taxonomy places the organism in Eukaryota, Metazoa, Arthropoda, Malacostraca, Decapoda, Parastacidae.
GUAAGAGUGUGUAGAGCGGGUGCAUCCGUGGAGCUCAGUGCCUCGCAGACACACGCAACACCAGCUCUAGUAGUCAUGGCAUUGUAAAAGGAGGGGGGAUGAUAUAAUACAAUAAGAGGAUAAACAGACUCUGAAACGCUGUAAGAUGAUGGGAGUGUUUAUUUAAUAACGACAUGAUUCACUAGAGUGAGGAAAGAUGAGCGAGAUAGUGUAUAGUGGAGAGUUCUUGCCUCACUCCGGGAAAUGUAAUAGUGUAGCGAGUGUUUAGUGAAGUGUUGAGUGAAGUGUAAGCGAGUGUGGAGCAUGAGGGAGGUGGCGGCCAGGGCGCUACAGGGCGGAGUGUGACGCGCAGCUGCGCCUCCUCCCCGCCAUGAUGGCUCUCUUUGGGAUGGUCUGGCUCCUCAAGGUCCGCAAGCACUUGCGCCACUGCGCCCACUGCCGGGCUCACCUGAGGACUUGUGCUCACUGUCGAGCACGACCUUCACCCUCGCUGCCGUCCAUUGUCAAUUCCAGAGACUCGACCAAGGAGUCGUGCGCACAGGACACUGCCUCGCAGACCUCCCCUCCAGAGCACGAGCGAGGCAGGAUCACCUUGGACCUGGUGGCCCACCGCCCUCCCCGGGACGAUGACAGUGACGACCCCGAUGUGGCCAGUGGGGAUGGCAGGGACAAGGACGAUACUAGGACGAAGGAAGACGAACACCAGGCGGAGAAUGUCGAAAGCUCCGAAGACUCGAGUCAAUACCUGUACACGGGGCGAGUGUCUCGCACUUUACCUGCUCCCCCGCCCCGAAGUCCCGCCCCGCUACCUAGGGAAGGCCUCAGGUCACCCCGAAGACCUCACGAUCCAGCGAUAAGCGUAGCACAGCAACCGUGUGAGAGCGUGGCCGGCUCGCUAGCCAGCCGGGUGUGUAGUAUGUAUGGGCAGGAGCGUGACGAGCCAGCUUGCGAGCGGCGCAGAUCUUUCAGCUCGCUGAAGAGGCGCAGUCUUCCCGAAGGCGAGGAAGUGGAGGGCGUGGGCGUGAGGACCGCUACUCUGUCCCGCCAGGGGUCCUCAGGAGCGGGGUACCGCUUCUAUUACACGCCGGGGCACACCCACCCGUACGCCUGCCCACCCCUAGCCGGCUCCUCGCCCCACCUGCCUCUCUACACCCACCAGGACCCCCAUACCCCGACCCCCACAACCCCUCACACCCACACUACACAGGCUGCCCAUCAUCAGCGAGAGACUCACCCCGCCCACCACCCUAGGGAUGCCCCACAGCCCGCCCACCACCCGCGGGACGCCCUACAGCCCGCUCACCACUCGCGAGACGCUCCACAGACCGCCCACCACCCACAGGUGACACUGGACCCCCGCUACCUACCUGGAGAGAGCCUGAAGGGAGCAUAUGGAGGUUCUGACUCCAGUCGUAGCUCCCACAGCGGCUCCAGAAGCACUUACAGUGAUCAAAGUCUGCCACCACCCCUCCCCUUCUCUGAGGGGGCAGUCUACUUCCUCCCCACACCGGCUUCCACCCAUGCCCCCGCCUCCACCCACGCACCGGCCUCCACCCACACCCCCACCCCCGCCUCCACCCACGCCGCUACCCAGUACCACGCCAUCUACAAAAUGAAGGAGAGACUCAGAAGUGUACCUGUUCGCAGAUGA